AAAAGAGAAGGGGGCGCGUUUGUAUGAGAUGGUCUGUUGAACAGCAGGGAGACGCUGCAUGUGUUUACCGGUCAGCCGAUGAGGAUCGCUCACGCCGGCUCUCGAAUAUGGAAGCGUUCUGGGACUGAUCUACGGCACAUUUAUGUUCAGAAUGACUGAAGUGACAUCCUUGAAUUUACAUUCUUCUCAAGCCUUUUAGAGAAGAUCCUUUUGGCUUCUGGAGCCAGUCUCGUUUCCUCUUGAGGGAUGUAACAUUAAACGGACCGUAAGCAAAGGCAUACAGGGGCUGAGUGACCCAAGCGUAGCUCUCACCUGGGGGAGGACCAGCACUCCCUCAUUCCCAUCCUCCCUUGAGCCCCCACUCUGAAGCAGCCAUGGCGCCACGGAAACGUGGGGGCGGAGGGCACGGCGUGUCCUUUUUUUUCUGCUGCUUCCAGAGCAGUGACCACCCAGAGAUCACCUACCGUCUGCGGGAGGACUUCGCCCUGCAGGCCAUGGAGCCGGCUCUGCCCAUUCCCAGCUAUGACGAGCUGGACGCCAUGUUCUCAGAGCUGGUGGAUGAGCUGGACCUCACAGAGAAGCACAGAGAGGCCAUGUUUGCCUUGCCAGCAGAAAAGAAAUGGCAGAUAUACUGCAGCAAGAAGAAGGAGCAAGAGGAGAAUAAAGGUGCUACUAGCUGGCCAGAGUACUACAUUGACCAGCUCAAUUCAAUGGCAGCUAGGAAAACUCUGUUGGCCUUGGAGAAGGAAGAAGAGGAGGAACGCAACAAGACUAUUGAAAGCCUGAAAACGGCACUGCGGACACAACCAAUGAGGUUCGUAACACGGUUCAUCGAUAUGGACGGCCUGACAUGCAUCCUGAACUUCCUGAAGAGCAUGGAUUAUGAGACCACCGAGUCUCAGAUCCACACUUCCCUCAUCGGCUGCAUCAAAGCCCUGAUGAACAACUCCCAGGGUCGCGCUCACGUGCUCUCUCACUCCGAGAGCAUCAACAUCAUCGCUCAGAGUCUGGCCACCGAGAACAUCAAGACUAAAGUGGCGGUGCUGGAGAUCAUGGGUGCUGUGUGUUUAGUGCCGGGAGGCCACAAGAAGAUUUUGGAGGCCAUGUUGCACUAUCAAAAGUUCUCUUGUGAGCGCACACGAUUUCAGACAUUGCUGAAUGAUCUGGACAAAAGCAUAGGACGGUACAGGGACGAGGUCAGCCUGAAAACGGCGAUUAUGUCCUUCAUUAAUGCUGUUUUAAGCCAAGGAGCUGGUGAAGCCAGCCUUGAGUUCCGGGUUCAUUUGCGAUACGAGUUCCUCAUGUUGGGGAUUCAGCCCAUCAUCGACAAACUCAGGUCACAUGAAAACUCUACUUUAGACAGGCAUUUGGAUUACUUUGAGAUGCUGAGAAAUGAUGAUGAGCUCACAUUAUCCAGGCGGUUUGAGGCUGUGAGUAGAUUAAAAAUAAUAUUUCUAAUAAUGGUUUUACAUUUUAUGUAUAGAUAUAUUGCUUACAAUUAUUAUAAUAUUUUUAAAAAUAUGAUAAAAAAAAAGAGAUUAUUUAUGUCUAUUCUUCACCAUUGCCUGCUUAUGCCUCAUAAGAGAAGUGGGAACACAGUGCAGUACUGGCUGCUCCUGGACCGCAUUGUCCAACAGAUGGUCCUGCAGAGUGACAAAGGUCACGACCCUGAUGUCACGCCGUUAGAAAACUUCAAUGUAAAGAAUGUGGUUCGAAUGCUUGUCAAUGAAAAUGAGGUGAAACAGUGGAAGGAACAGGCGGAAAAAAUGCGUAAAGACCACCAUGAGCUUCAACAGAAGCUGGAAAAGAAGGAGCGAGAGUGUGACGCAAAAACUCAGGAGAAGGAGGAGAUGAUGCAAACUCUCAACAAGAUGAAAGAGAAGUUAGAAAGAGAAAUGGGGGAACAUAAACUAGUCAAGCAGCAGGUGGCAGAAAUGACUUCCAGACUACAUCACCUCAGCACGAGACAAGUAGCCAGUGUUCCCGGAGGGCCUCCCAUCCCUGGUCCUCCAGGUGGCCCUCUCUUGCCCCCUCCACCUCCUCCACCUCCACCGGGUGGCAUGAUGCCUCCUCCACCACCUCCUCCACCGGGCAGUGCUGUGAUGCCGCCGCCUCCACCACCGCCCCCUGGUGGCCCCCCGCCACCCCCUGGACGGCCACCUUUCGGUGCAGCUCCGCCUCCGCCAGGAGCUCCCGUGGGACCGUCCCUGAAGAAGAAAAACAUUCCUCAGCCGUCCAAUCCACUCAAGUCCUUCAACUGGGCCAAGCUGUCUGAGAACAAGCUGGAGGGAACAGUCUGGGCAGACAUUGAUGACAGCAAAGUUUUCAAAAUUCUGGACUUGGUGGACAUUGAGAAGACUUUCUCUGCCUAUCAGAGGCAACAGGACUUCUUUAUGGUCAAUAACUGCAAGCAGAAAGAGACUGAAGACGAUGCGCUGAGCUCCAAGAAAGUCAAAGAGCUCUCUGUCAUCGAUGGCCGUCGGGCUCAGAACUGCAACAUCCUUCUCUCACGAUUGAAAGUUUCCAAUGAGGAAAUAAAGAGGGCUAUUCUGACUAUGGACGAACAGGAAGAUCUGCCCAAGGACAUGCUGGAGCAGAUGCUCAAGUUUGUCCCAGAGAAGUGUGAUGUGGACCUACUAGAGGAGCACAAACAUGAGUUGGACCGCAUGGCAAAGGCAGACCGUUUCCUCUAUGAAAUGAGCAGAAUAAACCAUUACCAGCAGAGGUUACAGUCUUUGUACUUCAAAAAGAAGUUUGCAGAGAGGAUUGCAGAAAUUAAACCUAAAGUUGAAGCACUGUCCAAGGCCUCAAAAGAGGUGCUGCACAGUAGAAAUCUCAAGCAGUUGCUGGAGGUGGUGCUGGCGUUCGGCAACUACAUGAACAAAGGACAGAGAGGCAAUGCUUACGGCUUCAAAAUCUCUUCACUCAAUAAGAUUGCAGACACCAAGUCCAGCAUCGACAAGAAUAUCACUCUCCUACACUACCUGAUCACCAUUCUGGAGAAGAAGUACUCCAAAGUCGUGAUCUUCUCAGAGGAGCUGCCGAACGUGCCGGAAGCUGCAAAAGUAAACAUGACUGAACUGGAGAAGGAGAUCAAUAAUCUUCGCAGUGGCUUGAAGAGCGUAGAGAGUGAGCUCGAAUUCCAGAAGAAGCGUCCUCAGGAGUAUGGGGAUAAGUUUGUGUCAGUAGUCAGCCAGUUCAUCACAGUGGCCAGUUUCAGCUUCUCUGAUGUCGAGGACUCCCUCAGCGAGGCCAAAGAACUGUUCUUAAAGGCGGUCAAGCACUUUGGUGAAGAUGCUGAUAAGAUGCAGCCCGAUGAGUUCUUUGGGAUAUUCGACCAGUUCUUGCAGUCCUUUGGAGAGGCCCGUCAAGAGAACGAGAACAUGCGGCGACGCAAAGAAGAGGAGGAGCGCAGGGCACGAAUGGAGGCUCAGCUCAAGGAGCAGAGGGAGAGAGAGAAGAAGGCUCGAAAAGCCAAAGAGAACGGAGAGGACGAUGGUGGCGAGUUUGACGACCUGGUGUCGGCUUUGCGUUCUGGAGAGGUUUUCGAUAAAGAUCUGUCGAAGAUGAAGCGCAAUCGCAAACGCAUCAACAGCCAGACGUCAGACACCGGCAGGGAGCGUCCAAUUACCAAGCUUAACUUCUGAACGGCGGACAAGCAGACCAACCACUGAGACGCAUUUCAUUACAACCAAACAACCUCCCUGUGGUGGUGAAUGUCUGGAGGACACCCAUUAGCUCCUCUCCUCAGAUUAAACUCGAUCCCGGGUAGCAGAGGAAAGCAUGUUUACCCAAAGACGGUCAGCUUAUCAUGUGUCAUGUGACUGUAAUUGGAAACCUGUCUAAAUGCAGAGAGAAAAGACUCAGAAAUUAGGAAUACGGCUGCCAAAUGAACCUGAUUUAAUGAUUUAUUUCAUCAAGAGUGCUGGAGCACCAGGAUAUUAUCAGAGAUUGAUAUAACUAUGGGUUUACUGAUUGGAUAUGAAUCAGAAACUCAGGCUCAUUUGACCAUAGAAACGGCAAAUCUUGUCAACCCCAAUUUUUCUUACUGUAACCAAACAAAUCGCCAAAAGUGACACUGAGUCUUGGCAUGCUAAAGCGUCACUCAUCUUGCUUUUCUGACUGAUUCAAAGUGGGAAUGGAUGUAAUUUAAAGAUUCCAAUGACAAGUGUCUGUACAUAGGUCACUGAAAAGCUGUAAAGUGACUGUACACCUUUAAGAAAAGGAUUUUGCCCUUUUGACAAAAGGUGUUUUUUUUUUUUUUUUAAUACAUAGUGUUUUAAAGGAAUAUUACUGACAUUAAUAACCAGGGUUGUGGGUUGCUUUUACAGAAAGAAGACUGCAUUGUAAUAUCCGAUCCAGGCUGACUGGGGAUGAUUUUUUAAAGGUGUGUUUUUAGGGGCCUCUGGAGCCCAUGUUGUCUUAAACUCUGUGGACGGUCAUUGUACAGACACUAUGCAGUUUCUGAUGUCAAGUGUUGGUCUCUCUGUUUGAGGAGGUUUCAUGUGAAAUGUAGUCAUAUUUAAAAGGCAAUACUCUUCUUCCCUUACGUUCUUCCUUCCUGUCUGGAGUCUCUCCUGUUUGUUUUUUUUAUCAGCAGCCUAGUUGUAUGGU
Molecule: messenger RNA, 4614 nt
Organism: Sinocyclocheilus grahami
Lineage: Eukaryota; Metazoa; Chordata; Actinopteri; Cypriniformes; Cyprinidae
Product: disheveled-associated activator of morphogenesis 1-like
Exons: 25
Coding region: 375-3647 (1090 amino acids)
Biological process (GO): actin cytoskeleton organization
Cellular component (GO): stress fiber
Molecular function (GO): actin binding; small GTPase binding
Source: RefSeq, a predicted model, not a curated record